AUGAAAUUCCAUGUCGUUUUCUGUGCUGUAGCAGCACUAGUCCUCCUUGGUUUUUUAAAUGCUUUGAUGGAUUCAAAAGUAGAGGCGACUCUUGGUUUGGAUCUUUCCUAUUUUCAAGGAGAUGUUCCACAAAGUAGUUGGAAUUGUUUGAAACAAAAUGGUAGAGAGUUUGCAAUUAUUCAAGCUCAGACUCAAUCUGGACAUGUCAAUCCAUAUAUUGUGAAUGAUAUCAAUCGUGCAAAGGCUGCUGGAAUUAAAUAUGUGGAUAUUUACAUCUUUCCGAAUGUGAAUAUGGAUCCUGCAGAGCAAGUGAGAAAUACUGUGAGUUUUAUCAAGCAAAAUGGAGGAACCUUUGGUCAGAUUUGGAUUGAUGUUGAGGGACCUCAAUACUGGUCUAGCAGUUGUAAUAACAAUGUUGCAUUCAUUUCCAAGAUGGUCAAUGCUGGUCAUGCUGCUGGUUAUCCAACUCAUAUUUAUACUUCAAAUUCUCAAUGGCAACCAAUUACUUGUGGAAGCACUGCAUUCUCACAUUUGCAAUUGUGGUAUGCUCACUAUGAUGGUAGAGCAUCUUUUGAUGAUUUUUAUGCAUUUGGUAAGUGGUUGUGA
Naegleria lovaniensis is the source of this 606-nucleotide messenger RNA. RefSeq lists its product as uncharacterized. Gene Ontology annotation, molecular function: lysozyme activity. NCBI's taxonomy places the organism in Eukaryota, Heterolobosea, Eutetramitea, Acrasida, Naegleriidae. Gene Ontology annotation, biological process: signal transduction; cell wall macromolecule catabolic process; peptidoglycan catabolic process. The transcript is spliced from 2 exons. Bases 1 to 606 code for a protein of 201 amino acids. The record is from RefSeq and is a predicted model, not a curated record.